UUCCGUUGCCAUUUAAUGCAGUUCAAAAACCAUCUAUUUCUUGGUUCUUUCAGUGCAAACAGAAGCGUCAAGGCCUCCAAGAAAUACAGCCCCGUCCACAAUCUGAGAGGACGAUGGGAAGGCUGGGCAGAUGAGCACAUGAUCACACAAAAGCUCAAUCCUUUCAGUGAGGAGUUUGAUUACGACCUAGCCAUGUCCACCCGCCUGCGCAAAGGAGAUGAAGGCUAUGGCCGUCCUAAAGAAGGUACAAAAACGGCAGAAAGGGCCAAGAGAGCGGAGGACCACAUCCACCGAGAGAUGAAAGACAUGUGCUUCAUCAUCAGAACGAUGGCUCGGCACCGCCGUGAUAGCAAGAUCCAAGUCACUUUUGGUGACCUGUUUGAAAGAUACGUCCGUAUUUCGGAUAAGGUCGUUGGAAUACUCAUGAGGGCCAGGAAGCAUGGGAUGCUGGACUUUGAAGGAGAAAUGUUGUGGCAAGGCCGGGAUGACCAUGUGAUAAUAACUUUGCUAGAAUAAUGCUAUUCUUCAUGGGAUAACCCAAAGCGUUAUCAGUUCCUGGUAACUCUGGUCAACUAUAUGUUGACUACUCCAGCUGAGACAUCCAAGUUCUUCUUGGGGUAGCCAGUGUUUUGGACCAUGAUUCCCAUCAGUCAGCACACCCAUUGGUCAGAUCAUGGGACCUGUAGUCCAUAACAGCUAGAGGACAUCAUGUUGAAUGCCUGCAUCAUAGAAAUCGUCAGAAUCUCCUCCCUUUAAGUAAUGUCUACAUGUUACUAGCAAGUUCAUGCUUCUUCAGCCAGUUUUAUAAGGCUGAACUGCACAGAGUAGAUUAGCAUAUAAGGGAAUGAAGUUUACAUUCUAUCAGAAUGCAAGUAGCUUUGCAUCUGUUCAAUAUAUACUGUAUGCUUGUUGGGUUUAAGAGCAGCAAAUUUAUCUAUUAACAUUUGGAAGUAAUGUUCAAGUACCCUGAUACCUCAGUUUUAAUACUAAGUGGAAACUGGGGCCUGAACUCUUAAGUUUAUGGCAUUCUUUCUACAUGACAUUUCAGGUGAAUGGAAAUAAUUCCUAGACUAAGUAUAAUAAACUAUACUGUAGCAUUACUUAUAUAAACUGUGCAAUAUACCACAUUUAUAUUUACUAAGUCACUAUAAACUUCAGGAUGGCAUCAAUUUUAUACACUAUGUAAGUUAACCUGUAGUUGCUUCAAAAUGUAUAGCUGGACUAUUUUGCUGUGUUUAAUUAUUUUUAUAACUAUGUAUUUAUGACGCCGAUUGACAAGUGCUUGAAAAAUGUAUGGGAAAGCCUCCGGAUAAACAGUAUUAUACUUUUACUGUUUAAUGUUAAAAUGUACCAAAACAAAACCUACCCCUAUCCCAUGUUCUCUUUCAAACUGAAAGAUCACACAUCUUCUUACAGAAGAAAAAAAGAUGUAUGACUAUUUUCAGUCAUAAAGCUAAUAUUGUCAGAAAUGUUUUUCAGGCAUUACAGAUAGGUUGGUGAAAAUGCUUUGACUCACAAUACAAACUUAUUUAUUUGCAGUAAAUUCCUUAUUUUGCUAAGGAAUAAAUUUCCUACAUAUAUAGGCAUGGAAUGAGACUUUAGAGAUUUGCAUACUAACAUUGUUUGCAAAACAAUGUGCUUUGAAAUAAGUGGUGAAAAAAGGCAAUACUCUCCUUGAACAAAAAAAUUGAUUGCUUUUGAGACUGCAAGAUUGAGUUCUAAUGUACUACUUCAGCUCUCUCUAUAUAUGUGAUUUCAUUUUGAAGAUUGUUUGCCCUUUAUAAUGCCAUUAUUUGCUUAGGUUCUAUACACAGGUGUGUGCACUUUAGAGCUGCUUUGGGUACCAGUAGUUCUCUAGAAUGGGGUCACAAGUGUCCCCAGUCUGCAGAUCACAAGGGUAAGUUGUCAAAAAAUAAUGUGUUGGAUAUUAUUUCUGCCAAAUACAAAAACCAUCAAUCAUCAAAUUCUUCUUGUUCUUUUACAUUAGCAAGAAAGCAUUAUACACACUCUCUCUCUGGUUGAAUCCAACGCUAGUCCAGCUCAAAAUUGACCCAUUGAAAUCAUAACCUAAAUUAGUCAUGUCCUAAUUUCAAUGGAUCUACUCUGAGCAGGACUAGUACUGGAGAAAACUUCAUGCG
Molecule: messenger RNA, 2138 nt
Organism: Podarcis muralis (Common wall lizard)
Lineage: Eukaryota; Metazoa; Chordata; Lepidosauria; Squamata; Lacertidae
Source: RefSeq, a predicted model, not a curated record